Molecule: messenger RNA, 1570 nt
Organism: Suillus discolor
Lineage: Eukaryota; Fungi; Basidiomycota; Agaricomycetes; Boletales; Suillaceae
Exons: 3
Coding region: 56-1459 (467 amino acids)
Source: RefSeq, a predicted model, not a curated record
UAGGGGCUCCACUCAACUUGUUUGCGGCCAGGCUAUAUAUCGACGAGUGAUUAUAAUGCCAAGAAAAAAGCUAACACGCACUUCCGUCAAAUUACUUCCCUCAGAGACACUAUGCAGCAUAUUCAGGUUUGCACUGGAGGACAUCAUCGAAGAUGAUAUGAAGACAACUGCUGAAGCAGAGCACCGGGUUAUAGCAGGAGGCUUGCCAUUUCCUCACACUAUGGCAUCAGUAUGCAGACAAUGGCGAGACGUCAUUUCGUCUGCACCCGAGCUCUGGACUCGUAUCUUUUGCGUGAUGCCGAAUAAGAGCGGACGUCAGACCUUGACAGAUCUGAAUUCUCAGCUUCAAAAGGCGCAUGGUUAUCCGGUUCAUCUGACUAUAAUAAACAAGCACAACCAUCUCAAGCAAAAGGAAGUUCCUCAUAUCCUCAAGUUCAUCGCUCUGCACAUUGGACAGCUGAAGAGUUUGCGCAUUCGUAACUUUUAUGGCCUAUACAUCAAAGAAUAUUGCGACACAUUAGCAGGACAUGCGCCCCAACUAGAGUGUUUACAAGUGACGGGCCCGAAACUCCUGGGGUGUUGGACAACUCGCCAGCACCUACCACCACUUUUCAAACUCGACUGUCCCACCCUCAGAAUCCUUCAUAUCGAUCAUAAAGUAGCUCACAGUCUUGAUCACCAGUGGCUCGAGAACAAUUUGACAAACGUCGAGUCCGUGACGCUAUCAUUCGAAGAUGAGCUUCCGUGCUAUGGGCCUUCAUAUUCAGUACCAGACAGUGUUCCAAAAGCGCUGAAUGCAGUCCCAGGAAGAAUACCUUGCCUCGUUAUCGACGGCUUGCAAUUUCCGUUCCAGACCAUCUCACAGAUCAAACGCGAAGGCCUCCAAAUCGGGGCGGAGAAAGUGGUCGUGCGUGGGUGCAUGAAAGUUUUAGCUAUAGUCGAUGACCAUUGCAAGACGAUCGUCAUUCGCAACUGUGAAUUCGUAGAAGAUCCGCGUAUCAGAAGGUUUCCCUCGUCAAAUACACUAGAGUUUGAUGGGUGCUUCGGCAGCAGGUUGGAAAUGGCGCCUCUGGCCCCUUCAUGGAAUGGCGAUACGGUGACGGUCACAAACAGCAACUCGCUUUGUAUGAAAGCCAUUUUUGUGCUCCUGGGUGCACCUUUCAAGGACUCCAGUUGUUCCCUGUGGCCACGUGUCACCACGCUCAAGCUCGUAGCCAAGGGUGAUUUCAUCUUGAGAUUCCCGUUCAAGAUGCUGAAAGCGAUGAUAAGUAGCCGGAGGGAGGCUGCAGGACAGGAGAACCUGGGAAAGAAUGACGUAGAGUUGGAUGCUAUUGGAUUCAAAGGGGUCCGUCCGAUUAUGGUGCUUCAUGUGCAUGGGGGACACGGUCUGUUGCGCAAGGAGAGAGAGUGGUUUGAGGAACAGGUGAGAGACUUUGUUUGGGAUUGUAAGAAGAGGUAAAAGAGUGGGUGGUCGAGGAGGUGGUUUCCUCGGCAGAAACAUAGCCAUAGCGCCCAUGUCUUUUGCUUUGUCACGAUUAUCUGACAAAGUUUUUAAUCAUCUAAAGGCAGU